AUGUACGUCCAAUUUGCCUCAGCUCUCGAAUCAUGCUUCGUGAGUACAUAUCUCACACCCAAUGCAGUGGAACGAAGAACUGUCAUUGGAAAAGCCCUCUCUGCUCCGCUCGCCACUAUGGCCGUUGCUCUCACAGCAGCAAAUAUCGGUGUGUUGCCAUUUCAAUCGCCCAUCUACUCUAUGAUCAACAAGAACUUGGUACCACUGGCAGUUCCAUUGCUGCUCUUUGACUCUGAUCUUAAACGGGUAAUCAACGAUACUGGGACACUUUUGGCCGCAUUUGGGGUUGGUGCAUUUGCUACCAUCGUGGGCACGAUAGUCGCAUUUCCAAUCGUCCCAUUGAAGUCGCUUGGUGACAAUGGAUGGAGAGUUGCGUGCGCACUGGCAGCAAGACAUAUCGGAGGCGCAAUCAACUUUGUUGCAGUGGCAGAAACUCUUAAGGUUAGUGGAUCAGCAGUGUCAGCAGCGAUUGCCGCAGAUAAUGUAGUCGUAGCUCUUUACUUCGCAUUCCUGUUUACAAUUUCAAAAGCUGGGAUGGACGAUGAAUCCAGUGACAGUGAUGAAGUUGAAAUAGAUACAGCACAAAUAUCUGAAGUUGCAAUUGAAGAUACCAAAAACUCGUCCAUCUCGCUGCCAUCGCUUCUGACAUCAAUAUCAGUUGCUGCAACCCUGGUUUCUUGCGGACAAAUUGCAACAAGAGCAAUGUUACCAGCUGGAACAUCUUCCCUCCCGCUCAUUUCCGUUCUGACUGUGGUCGCAGCCACUGUAUUUCCAAAGUUCUUCUCCCGGUUGAGUGAGACUGGCACCUCUCUAGGCGUGGCAUUCAUUCAAAUGUUCUUUGCCGCCUCAGGUGCAGCUGGAUCCAUCAGGAUGGUGAUGGAACAAGCACCUUCAUUGUUCGCUUUUUCGGCACUUCAAAUUGGUGUGCAUUUCGGGACCCUAAUGGUUAUUGGAAAAGGUAUCUUCCGACUACCAAACCGAGAGCUUUACCUAGCGUCCAAUGCCAAUGUUGGUGGGCCAACCACUGCUGCAGCCAUGGCACAAGCAAAGGAAUGGAAAAGACUUGUAAUGCCAGCUCUGCUCAUUGGCAUACUUGGCUACGCUACAGCCACAGCUAUUGCCUUGAGCCUGGGGCCCAUUCUGUUGCGUCUGCCACUACUCCGCUAG
Messenger RNA from Cylindrotheca closterium, 1167 nucleotides. The record is from the annotation of a GenBank genome assembly. NCBI's taxonomy places the organism in Eukaryota, Bacillariophyta, Bacillariophyceae, Bacillariales, Bacillariaceae.